Messenger RNA from Zea mays, 1377 nucleotides. RefSeq names its product putative carboxylesterase 15. The transcript has a single exon. Bases 105 to 1124 code for a protein of 339 amino acids. NCBI's taxonomy places the organism in Eukaryota, Viridiplantae, Streptophyta, Magnoliopsida, Poales, Poaceae. Gene Ontology annotation, molecular function: hydrolase activity. The record is from RefSeq and is marked provisional.
CUGAGAUCUGGUAACGCCUCGCCUCGUCAGCAUCUCUAUAAACGUAGAAUUCAGUUGCUGGCCCCGUUGCUCCUCCACCUGGGCUUCUCUCACCAACACCCGCGAUGUCAUCCUCCUCGCCGCCGCCGCCGCACGUCGUCGAGGACAUGCCCCAUGUCCUCCAGCUUCUCAGCGACGGCACGGUGGUCCGCUUCGCCGACUACGACACGCUCCCUCCCCCGUCCGUGCCUCCCGCGCCGCUGCCCGUCCGGUGGAAGGACGUCGUGUACGACGCCACCCACGGCCUCAAGCUCCGCGUGUACAGUCCCAGUCCGCCGGCCUCCUGCGGCAAGCUGCCCGUGCUGGUCUACUUCCACGGCGGCGGGUACGUCCUCGGCACCUUCGCGCUGCCCAGCUUCCACGCCUGCUGCCUCCGCCUGGCCGGCGAGCUCCCGGCCGUCGUGCUUUCCGCCGACUACCGCCUCGCGCCGGAGCACCGCCUCCCCGCAGCCCUCGACGACGCGGCGGCCGUCAUGCGCUGGGUGCGCGCCCAGGCCGUCGCGGCGGGGGGAGGGGACCCCUGGCUCGCCGACUCGGCUGACCCGGGCCGGGUGUUCGUCGCCGGCGACUCAGCGGGCGGGAACAUCGUCCACCACGUCGCCGUCCGCCGCCUCGGCUCGGCGGCCUCGGGCGAGCUCGACCCGGUACGCGUCGCCGGGCACGUCAUGCUCUGCCCGUUCUUCGGCGGGGCCGAGAGGACGGCGUCCGAGUCGGAGUUCCCGCCCGGCCCGUUCCUGACGCUGCCGUGGUACGACCAGGCUUGGCGGCUGGCGCUGCCGCCGGGCGCCACGAGGGACCACCCGUUCGCGAACCCGUUCGGGCCGGAGAGCCCCGCGCUGCUGGGCCUGCGCGACGUCGCGCUCCCGCCGACGCUCGUCGUGGCCGCGGGGCAGGACCUGCUGCGCGACCGCCAGGCGGACUACGUCGCGCGGCUCAAGGCGAUGGGACAGCACGUGGAGCAUGUCGAGUUCGAGGGUCAGCACCACGGGUUCUUCACCGUGGAGCCGGCCAGCGACGCCAGCAGCGAGUUGGUCCGGCUCGUCAAGCGCUUCGUGUAUGGCGACGGCGACGGCAACUCCAUCUAAACUGGACUCAUGAGCCAUCAUGAUCAUGACCUUUGUUGUUAGCUUAGCACGAGUACUCGCGUGACACGAACAGAGCUGAAGUUGGCCUAACCUGCCACGCGCACCAAGCUGGAUGUUCGAUCAGCGACAAGCCAUGUUAGGUACGGCGCCACCAUCAGUCCACCAGCACUGUUCGAAUCUGACAUCAGUUGGCUUAGGCCUAUGUUUCCUCCAGCUUUUUAUCAGUUCAGAUAUGAACAGCUAGGAAAGUUUU